Messenger RNA from Hydra vulgaris (swiftwater hydra), 2568 nucleotides. Its product is annotated as L-asparaginase. Gene Ontology annotation, molecular function: asparaginase activity; protein binding. NCBI's taxonomy places the organism in Eukaryota, Metazoa, Cnidaria, Hydrozoa, Anthoathecata, Hydridae. Gene Ontology annotation, biological process: amino acid metabolic process. The record is from RefSeq and is a predicted model, not a curated record.
AUUUUUAAAAUGAGCAUAAUUUACUCAAAUUGUAAAAAAACACAACUUUCUGAUGAAAUAAAGCUAAAUGUUUCACACACUGUUAUCUAUAAAAGCUAUGUUUAGCUCUUCAAAUUCGGUUAAAGAUUUUAUCUGGAAAAGAGGAAUUAGUUUUUUAAAUAAACGUUAGUUGUAUUGCUAGUGAAAAUGUUGUCUGAUUAUGCAUGUUUAAACUUUGAAGGAUUUUACUCAAAUCCUACAAAACAAGAGAAGCAAAUGUUGCAUUCAAGUACAAAAGCGAAAAUUUCUAACAAUCCCUUAAUGGGACGUAAAACUGCUCGUAUUUUAGUUAUAUACACUGGAGGAACCAUUGGGAUGAAACAAGAUAAAAAUGGAAAAGGCUACACUGUGGUACCAAACUAUUUUGCUGAUGCUUUAAAAAAGCUGCCAAUGCUUUAUGAUGAAGAAUAUGUUAAGAGUGGAGCUGAAGAAAUUCAUAACAAUAGUGACUUAGAUCUACCCUACAAUAAAUAUCCACAGUUAGUUAUGCCGCUUUCUAAAAUGGGCACAAGAGUUUUUUAUUACUUAAAAGAACAUGACCCGAUUCUGGAUUCAUCAAAUAUGUCCAUGCAUCAUUGGACACUUAUUGCUAAUGAUGUUAAGAAACAUUAUCAAUACUUUGAUUCUUUUGUAAUUCUUCAUGGAACUGAUACUAUGUCCUAUACAGCGUCUGCAUUAUCAUAUAUGUUUGAGAAUCUAGAUAAAACUGUUAUAUUGACUGGUUCUCAAAUACCAAUAUUUGAACAAAGAAAUGAUGGACGUAGUAAUUUUGUUGGAGCCCUAGAAAUAGCUGGUCAUUUUAUAAUCCCCGAAGUUACUCUUUUUUUUAACAAUAAGUUGUUUCGCGGAAACAGAACACAAAAAGCUAGUGCAUCAGAUUUAGAUGCAUUUGCUUCUCCAAAUCUGCCUCCACUUGCAAAACUUGGAACAGAAAUUGAAAUCACGUGGGAUGCUGUAUUUCCUAAAACAACAAUUAUGCCAUUUACUGUUAGAGAAGAAAUGAGCGAGAAUGUUGGAUUAUUGAGAUUAUUUCCUGGAAUAAAUGCCAAAAUUGUUAGAGCAUUUUUGUCUCCACCAAUGGAAGGUAUUGUAAUAGAAUCAUUUGGUGCUGGUAACAUUCCAUCAAAUAGACCAGAUCUUGUUGAUGAAUUUCGAAAAGCUGCUGAACGUAAUGUACUUAUUUUGAAUAUAACACAAUGUUAUAAAGGCUCUGUUUCCGAUGCUUAUGCAGCUGGAAAAGUUAUGUAUGAUAUUGGUGUCAUACCUGGAUAUGAUAUGACACCUGAAGCUGCACUUACAAAAAUGGCUUAUGUGUUAGGAAACAAAGAUCUAACAUAUGAAGAUCGUAAAGAAUUGUUGUCUAGAAAUCUUCGUGGAGAGAUGACUAUUCCACAACAACAGCGACAGUAUUCAAUGAGAGAUGGAGAGUUUGUAAAAUCUGUUGCUGAAGCUCUUCGAGUUAGCUCCUUAAGAGAAAUGAAUUGUGUACGACGGGCAUUGCUUCCAAUUAUGCUAACAUGUGCUGCAAAGGCAGGAGACCUUGAGACAAUUAAGCAGCUGAUUUCUCAAGGAGCUAAUUUAAAUGAACCUUCUGACUAUGAUGGUAAAACAAGUUUACAUUUAGCAAGUGCAGAAGGUCAUAUAAAUGUUGUAACAGAACUUUUAAAAAAUGGUUCAUCUGUGUAUGUUCGUGAUAGGAGAGGAAGAACUCCUUUGUUUGAUGCCAUAAGAAAUAAACAGUACAAAGUUGUCAAAGUUCUACUCAGUGUUGGAGCAAAAUUUGAUCAUGAUGACAUUGAAGUGACAAGAGAACUUUGCAUUGCUGCAAAUGAGAAUGAUGUUGAAAGAUUGCGUCUAUGGAAUUGUGCAUGUGUUGACAUGAAUCAAGUAGACUUAGAUGGGAGAACCCCAUUACAUGUGGCCGUUCUGAAACAUAGUAUUGAUGCUAUACGUUUUCUUGUAUUUGAUGUUGGUGUCAAUUCAAAUAAGAAAGAUAUAUAUGGUAGAACACCACUCGAAAGUGCUAUCAAGUUAAAUUACACUGAUAUCAUCAACAUGUUAAUUAGAGCUCCGAAUACAAAGUUACCAAAUGUUUUGAAUGAGCGAUUAGAAGAGAACCUUGACAAUAUUUAUUCCAUAAAUGAUUUAAAUCAUAACAAAUUAAUAAACUGCAAAAUGAACUUCUUUGCAUAGCUUAACGUUGUGAAAUAUGUCACUAAAAUAAAUACAUAAAGAAAAUGUCAACAUAUCUUGCAUUAAUGUUAACGACGUCUUAAUAGACUUUUUAUUUACUAUCAGAGUUAAAUAUUUGAAAAUAAUAAUUUUUAAAUUAUUUACUUGUACAUAAUUGUAUAUAUAUAUAUGUAAAUUAAAACUGUAAAAUAUAGUUUUGUAAAUAACUCUGUAAAUAUUAAUAUUGCAAUAUUCUUUGAUAAAUAAAACUGGAUAAGUUUAAUUUUUCAUUUUUCGUAUAUUGUAAACAUUAAAUUGUAUAACAAAUGUUGCAAUACUGUGUACAUUUGUAUUGUA